CUGCUGAUUGAUGUAGCAAGGUCAUCCUGCUCACAUGUUUCAUCUUUAGAGUCUUAUCUGUAGUCAUUAUCGCCUAAACAGUAGUAUGCAUAGCAACUUGUGACAAUUGUGACAGACAUUUCAACGCACAACAUGGCCAUCACAGGUUUCGAUGCCAAAGCUCAUGGGCUUGAAGCAGACUUCAAACUCACCGAUUAUUCAACACUGCGGGGAUGAGGUUGUAAAGUGCCGCAAAAGGUCUUAACAGAACUCUUGUCGGCCCUUGAUACUACCUCCCAAAAAUCUCCCGAUGGUACCAAAGAAAUAGGAAUUGGAUUAGAUUCAUGCAUUAUACCUCUCCACAAACAUGGCCUACAUCUAAUCCAAAGCACAGACUUCUUUUACCCACUAAUAGAUGAUCCAUAUUGGAUGGGAAAGAUCACAUGUGCAAAUGUGACCAGUGAUGUAUUUGCCACAGGUGUCACCCAGAUAGAUUCCCUACACAUGAUUAUUUCAUUGCCUGCUGCAAUGAGCCAAGCACAGUCUGAUGUGAUACUCCCAUUGAUUAUUACAGGUUUCAAGGACAAUGCACGCGAAUUAAAGAUUAAUAUUAAAUUUGAUAAGCUCUUUAACAAUCCCUGGUUGAUUAUUGGUGGGACUGCUACUUCUGUGUGCCUUGAGAAUGAAUUCAUUAGCCCGACUGCAAUACAAACAGGAGAUGUUCUGGUCUUAACUAAACCACUGGGCGCGCAAAUAGCUUGCAAUACCAAGAAAGCUAUGGAAGAUGAAGACAAAUGGCAGAAGUACAAAGCCACUGUCACAGAAGCGGAAGUGAACAACGCUUUCAACGCCGCUGUUGUUUCAAUGGCGCGUCUCAACCGCCAAGCAGCUUUGCUCAUGCACAAAUACAAAGCGCACGGUUGUACAGAUGUCACCGGAUUCGGUAUUGUGGGACACGCGGAAAAUUUGGUAGCUUUUCAAAGUAACAAAAUCGAUCUGGUGAUACACAGCCUGCCAGUCAUUGAAAAUGUGUUGAAAUUUGCGAAAAUUUCCUCACAAUAUGACCGCUUCCUAAAGGGUAUCCGACCGGAAACAUCCGGUGGCUUAUUGAUCGCGUUACCAAGCAAUUCCGCUGAGGCAUAUUGCAAAGAACUGGAAGAACUCGAGGGUUGUCCUGCCUGGGUGGUGGGGGAAGCUGUCGACGGUACAAACACCGCACGAAUCGUUGAAAAUCCUAAAAUAAUUACUGUUAAUACAUAAAACUGCAGACAUUUUGUAAUCUGUAUGACUAGAAUCAUUGAAAAUCGAUAAGAUGGUUGAUUCUAUGAAGUUGAUUGCGAAUGUACAUGAGUUUUGUACGUUUUUACAAGUAAUAAAUGAUAUUUUCACUGGAAA
Dalotia coriaria is the source of this 1374-nucleotide messenger RNA. RefSeq names its product inactive selenide, water dikinase-like protein. Gene Ontology annotation, cellular component: cytoplasm. Gene Ontology annotation, biological process: L-selenocysteine biosynthetic process. The record is from RefSeq and is a predicted model, not a curated record. Lineage: Eukaryota; Metazoa; Arthropoda; Insecta; Coleoptera; Staphylinidae. Gene Ontology annotation, molecular function: ATP binding; selenide, water dikinase activity. The transcript is spliced from 3 exons.